AAUAAAUUAUAUGAUCAUGAUUCAUCAUUAAAACAAGAAAAAGGAAUUUUCACACUGUCUUUUAUUAGCGCAAAAAAAAUACUUUUUCAAAUUUCUAUCGAAAAACUUGUUUUCGCGUAAUAAAAGUCUUCUUUUAUUAGCAAAUACAGAGAAAAAUACCGCCUCGUCAGUGAAAAUUGAAUGCAAUGAGAUACUAAGUACUGUGACUAAACUGCAUUACGAAUUUACUGAAGUAACUUAAUUAAGUAAAAGAUUCUACUCGUAAAAUUCAUGUAAUCUAAUAAGAUAUUUUUAAUUCCACUCCUUUAUAAGUAAUGACUCUUAUCAUACGUAUUUCAAUCAGAAGAAAGAAGAUACAACAUUAGACUGUCAAUAAGAAAACAGAAAAGGAAUUAGUAUAGAAGAAGAUUCAUUCAGAGUUGUUAUUCCACAAGUGGGAGCUGGUGAAUGCGUUCCAGGGAGCAGACAUCUGAUCAAUAGUACGGUCGCAGCCAUCUUGGAUUCAGUGACGUCACGAUUCGUGGGUUCAGUUGCAAGAGAAGGUGUGUGUAGGAAGGAGCUGUUUUAUCCUAACUGCUUCACAAUUAUGGCUGUAGCACAAGACCAGCGAUGGCAAAAAGAUGCUGCUGACCAGAAUUUUGACUACAUGUUCAAAUUACUCAUCAUCGGCAACUCGUCAGUGGGAAAAACAUCGUUUCUAUUCCGGUACGCCGACGACUCCUUCACAUCCGCCUUCGUUUCUACUGUCGGGAUAGAUUUCAAAGUGAAGACGGUUUUUCGCAACGACAAGCGCGUCAAGCUACAAAUAUGGGACACCGCGGGGCAGGAGCGCUACCGCACCAUCACGACGGCGUACUACAGGGGAGCUAUGGGCUUCAUCCUUAUGUAUGACGUCAUAACAAAAUUUUCGUCGGACUGAGCCUCAAGUGAGGUAAUGUAAUUAUAUUUUUUUCAAUAUUGGUGUACGCAAAUCAAGACGUACUCGUGGGACAACGCGCAGGUUAUUCUCGUGGGCAACAAGUGCGAUAUGGAAGACGAACGCGUCAUCUCAUACGAGCGCGGCAAGCAGCUCGCUGAUCAACUUGGACUCGAAUUUUACGAAACUUCUGCUAAAGAAAAUAUCAAUGUCAAGAUUGUGUUCGAGCGACUCGUGGACAUCAUAUGCGACAAGAUGUCGGAGAGUCUGGACACAGACCCCAACCUACUGAACGCCAACAAGGGAACUCGCCUCACUGAGACACAGCAGCCACAGGGCGGCAGCUGCCAGUGCUAACGAAUACAGACGCCUUUUAAAGAAGCUUCUAUUUAACAUCAAUCUAUUUAAACAGCAUAAACUGUCAAAGUUUGACCGACGUUGAUAUGACUGUGCGUAUCUUCAAGUGUCUUCUGAUUACAAAUGCUGUUUUUUAGUGAAAUGCUGUAGCUGUUAGCAGUUUGUCUGUGGAUCAAUCACGCGUGUCAUUUAGAAAGGGAAACAAAUGGCAGAAUUUACACUGCCUUCACUGUAACUGACACGAAAAAAAUGGCAGGAUUUACACUGCCUUUAUUGUAACUGACACGACUGUUUUCUACCUACAGUAAAGAGGGACAUUAACUUCCAUCCAUAUCUUAUCCAACUCAAAUGGUUACUCAGGUCAUACAAAAUUGAAAAUCGAAGUAUCCAUUUCGUGUAACCUGAAUUCAAUAUAUUAAAGUUCAACAGGCUAAUGCUCGCAUGUUGUAGAACCUCCCGAUAGUGGAUAAUUUAAAUAUAUGGGGCUAAAUGCUCCAAUAUAAGAUUCCUAUUACUUGAUGUUGAUAGUGUGUUCAUAUGCUGUAAGUCAAAGACACGUUGUAGUGAUACGAAUCACUUAUAUGGCCAGAAAAAUUCACUAACUUAUUACUUGCAUGAAUAAAAUAUUCUCUAAACUUUAUCUCGUGUUCACUAUAAAUCCACCUCGGGAAGAAAAGUUGCUCGUAUUAGUUAUCCACUCUAAAAAUUUGUUAAACUUUUCACUUAAACAGGGUUUAACAUCAUAAAUUAAACCGGGUUUACAUCAUAAAUUAAUUUUACCUUCGAAAGUUAAAAACUCGGAAUUAAUCCUCGUCUUUAGUGAUUAAACUGACUUAAUAACUAGGUCCAAUGAAGCUGUCCUGACUGUCUUAAAUAUUUAUACUUACUCUGCCGCAUAUUCCGCUCUUCAGCUAUAUCAAUUUGUUCAUUUAAUGUUACAUUUUUAGUUCCUAUGUUCAUUUUUAGCUAUGGCCCGAACCAUGAUCCGGGCACAUUCAUUGGUGAAAUAUUUUUGACACAGAAUAGAUUUUUUUGGCAUUUGAGAAUAGUCUGGACGUAUAUAUCUUUGCCCAAAAGCAAAAUAAAAAUAGCCCAGAAAACAAUUAAUUGUGUUAUCGUAAAAUUAACAAUUUCUGAAUAAAACAUGAAAUUGGGGAAUGUAAUCAGAAAUAUUUCGAUAUAAAUGAAAUAAUUCUCUAAAAAUUGUGAUUACCAGAAAUGACUGCACUAGCCAUUCGAAUAACCCAAACUAACCGAAAAUAAUGCGUUAGUUUAUUUUAGAGACUGAUUACGACAUUGAAGCAUAGAUUUAUUUCUUCUGAAUUGCAACUUAGAAUUUGUUAAAAACUCAUGCUUUAAUGUUUAUUUUACUAAGAAAAUUUAUCAGAUGCUCGCUUCUGGCAGAUUCCUCUGAAAUUUAUCUUCUUACAUAUCAUAUAUUUUAUGUGCAGUGCAUUAGAAUAUUCGAUCGAAGCCUGGUGAAAAUAUUCGUUGUCGAAUAAAUAAGUCGAAAGUAAGUAGUCAUACAUACAUAUUUAAUAUAUGUUAUUGGGUUUGCUGAAUGAAUGAAGUGGGAGUCGUAAGUUCUAUUUUCCACCUCCAAUGAAUGCAAGAUUGGAAGGCGUAUUAUUUGUUCUCUAUAAUUUCGGGUAAAUAAAUCAGAAAAAUGUAUUCUAAAUUUCUCACAAAACUUUCAAUAAUAAAAUUACACUUUUUAGACGAAAAAUUAUUGCUGUGCCAAAUUAUCCAGCCUGAAAAUUCACUCUCUUCUCACUUAAUCAAAGUUACUAAAUUUGUUGAUACAUUACUUGUGCCUCGCAUUCUAGGUGUGUCGUGAAAUUUUUUGGAUCAAUGUCGUGCGGAUCAAUUAUUUUUCCUAAAUUAACCAUUUUGCUCGUGUCGUUCAAGGUUUACGUUUCCGAAAGAUGAUUUCUUAAAAUAUACAAUUGAAUUAUGAUUUUUUCAACGGCAAGAGACCUAUAUGAAUGAGAUGCCCGCCUACCAUUUAAUAGGUUAGUGACUAAAACAUGUAAUGAGGUAUGUACAUUUAUGUAAUUAAACAGUUUUGACACAUUGCACUAUGUGAGAAUGAACGUAUAGGAGCUUCUAUUGAUUGCGUAGGAAAUAUAUUUUUGAGGCUUGCCGUACAGGCUCCUAGUAAUGUUUCCUUGCAGAUCCAACAUGCAUUGAAAGUAUAACCGCAGUACUAUAAUAGUUUUCAAUGAAUAACACCUAAUGCAUUUCACAAUUAAAUUAUUUCAGUCACUGUGCGUCCCAUCACGUUUUACUACUCAAAAACACAAUUUAACUUUUGAUUGUUUAUUUUUUUUUUAUUUUUUACUCAGUUCUACUUGGAUCACAGUUGCCACGUCAGUUGCGGUGCCAAGUGAUCAAUCAAUGAAUUUGAAUUCAGUAAAGCAUCCUCUUGCCUGCUAGUGAAAUAAAGCUCACAUUCAAUCUUUUCAUUUAGGAGUUGGUUAUCUGGAGUUGUUUAUCUUAAAACUAUUAAAAAAUAUAUCAGCUAAUACGCACGCCCAUAAUUUUUUCCAAACUUGCAAAUCUUAAGUAUGUGAAUGUAUAAAAGUAAAAACUUGAUUCUUUAACAAAAGAACAUUCAACUUAGCGAAAAAGGGUUUGGUUUUCUCUCUUUUUAAUCAAAAACGAAUGUAAUUGUCGCAUGAUAAAAGUAUUAGAGAAGAUAUGAUGCAAUCUUCCAUAAACUUUUCAAAUCUUAUGCUUCUCUUCUCUCAGAAUUUCAAUAUUACUUGAAUACUACGUACGUUCUAUAAGACGCCUUACGGUGAAUACGAAGCUAAUUGAUAAUAAAAAUAAUAUCAUGGAUGCUACGUUCAUCGUAGCCAUCUAAUUACAUGGGUGAUAGAUUUUUUAUCCUGUAUCGAAUGUGACGAAUGCAACCAUUCUAAUGUAUUUAAAUAGUAUUUUCUUUUCUGCAGUAGAAUAUUUAAAAG
Messenger RNA from Hyalella azteca, 4242 nucleotides. It is a transcript of the gene Rab3, whose product is annotated as ras-related protein Rab-3-like. Gene Ontology annotation, molecular function: GTPase activity; GTP binding. Gene Ontology annotation, cellular component: plasma membrane; synaptic vesicle; endosome. The record is from RefSeq and is a predicted model, not a curated record. The transcript has 5 exons. NCBI's taxonomy places the organism in Eukaryota, Metazoa, Arthropoda, Malacostraca, Amphipoda, Hyalellidae. Gene Ontology annotation, biological process: regulation of exocytosis; protein secretion; protein localization to plasma membrane.